AUGGGGGACGCAAUGCAAGUGGAUGGUCCCUCCACAGCUGGAGUGAAGCGGAAGGCCGACGACGACCCAGAUGGCCCACGCCCAGCUCGUAGAAUCCGGGCGCUAGAUCCAGAUGUGGUCAACAAAAUAGCGGCAGGCGAAAUCAUUGUCGCACCGGUUCACGCCCUCAAAGAGCUCAUUGAAAAUGCUGUAGACGCAGGCUCAACAUCUCUUGAGAUUCUUGUCAAAGACGGUGGACUGAAGCUAUUGCAGAUCACUGAUAAUGGCAGCGGUAUCCAGAAAGAAGACUUGGCGAUCCUGUGCGAGCGCCAUACCACUUCAAAGAUAUCCUCUUUCGAUGAUCUUGCGUCUAUCGGCACAUAUGGCUUUCGCGGCGAGGCAUUGGCAAGCAUCAGCCACAUUGCCCAUCUGACGGUGACUACUAAAACUAAGGAUUCCAGUCUCGCUUGGAGGGCCUACUACAUUGACGGGAAGCUGGCGCCUCCCAAGCCAGGCCAGUCUGCUGAGCCGAAGGGUGUCGCAGGUCGCCCUGGGACCCAGAUUACAGUCGAGGACCUAUUUUACAGCAUCCCCACUCGCCGAAGGGCUUUCCGGUCUACGGCAGACGAGUUCAACAAAAUCAUCGAGAUGGUUGGAAGAUAUGCGAUCCACUGCGACGGUGUUGGCUUUACCUGCAAGAAAGCUGGCGAGUCGUCCAACAGCCUUUCAAUCCAAGCCCAAGCCACUGUCAAUGACCGUAUCCGCCAGAUUUACGGGAGCGCCGUUGCAAACGAGCUCAUUAGUUUUGACGUCUCAGAUUCGAGAUGGGGAUUUAGGGCUGACGGAUUCGCAUCAAACGCCAAUUACAAUAUCAAGAAGACGACAUUUCUUCUCUUCAUCAACCACCGAAGUGUUGAAUCAUCCGUAAUUAAAAAGGCAUUGGAGCAAACAUACGCCAGCUUCUUGCCAAAAGGAGGCCACCCUUUCAUUUAUCUAAAUCUAGCGAUCGAUCCGGCCAGGGUUGAUGUCAACGUACAUCCGACCAAGAGAGAGGUGCACUUCUUGAACGAAGACGAGGUCAUCCAGGAAAUAUGCAAGCAUAUAGAAACAAAGCUCGCUGCGGUAGAUACGAGCCGGACCUUUAUGGCACAGACUCUACUACCGGGAGCGCCAAAGCCAGUAACAGAUCUGGACACCGAUGAUGGCUCGGCGAAGCCCUCUACAGCUAUCGGCAAGCGACCCGUGAGAAAUCCAAAUUCCCUGAUAAGAACAGACACGGCAGAGCGCAAGAUCACCAGCAUGUUCUCUCAAACCACUGGCGGCAGCUUCCAAUCCAAAACAACUAAUCGCGAAGACGAACUGUUGGCUGUGCCUGAAAAUAUCGAAUAUGAGAUGACUGAUCGUUCGCACACGACAUGUAAAUUAAAAAGUGUCAAAGAUCUACGAGCGGAUGUACGGGAAGAUAUUCAUACUGAACUCACGGAAAUAUUUGCGUCACAUACAUUCGUCGGGAUUGUUGACGAGCGACGUCGCCUAGCGGCAAUCCAGGGUGGUGUCAAGCUCUAUCUGAUUGAUUAUGGUCGAACAUGCUACGAAUAUUUUUACCAGUUAGGCUUGACUGAUUUUGGGAAUUUUGGUGCAAUUCAGUUCAACCCGCCUCUCAACCUCCUCGAACUGUUGCGCAUGGCUGCCGAGGCAGAGAAGGAAGCUUUGGGUGCCUCGGAUGAGGAGUUUGAUGUAACGGCCAUCACUAAAAGGGUCUGUGAGCAGCUAAUUGAACGCCGCGAGAUGCUUCUGGAAUAUUUCUCCCUCGAGAUCUCUCCCACGGGCGACCUAGUCUCUAUUCCACUUCUUGUCAAAGGCUACACACCACCAUUAGCAAAGCUCCCACGCUUUCUCCUACACCUAGGUCCCAGCGUCGAGUGGAACGAAGAAGUUGGCUGUUUCCGAACCUUCUUAAGAGAACUGGCCACCUUUUAUGCUCCCGAGCAGCUUCCUACCUUGCCAGGGGGUGAAGGCGGCCAGCGAGACGAGGAUAUACCACCCGAGACUCGCACCAGGAGACAGCAUGUACGGUGGGCGGUUGAGCAUUUGUUUUUCCCAGCGUUUAAGGCGAGACUAGUCGCCACAAAGUCACUUAUGGAUGGGGGCGUUCUUGAAGUUGCGAAUUUGAAAGGUUUGUAUCGGGUUUUCGAAAGAUGUUAA
Molecule: messenger RNA, 2184 nt
Organism: Clonostachys rhizophaga
Lineage: Eukaryota; Fungi; Ascomycota; Sordariomycetes; Hypocreales; Bionectriaceae
Source: the annotation of a GenBank genome assembly